This is a messenger RNA of Neohortaea acidophila, 1480 nucleotides long. Its product is annotated as serine hydrolase FSH. Gene Ontology annotation, cellular component: nucleus; cytoplasm. Lineage: Eukaryota; Fungi; Ascomycota; Dothideomycetes; Mycosphaerellales; Teratosphaeriaceae. Gene Ontology annotation, biological process: secondary metabolite biosynthetic process. The coding region runs from base 213 to 1001 and encodes 262 amino acids. The transcript is spliced from 2 exons. The record is from RefSeq and is a predicted model, not a curated record.
CCCAUUCAAUUUCCUUCUUUAUUCAUGAUAUCUGCUUUCUUCCUCGCCGUUUCUUUCGUUUCUUUCUCGGUAUUGUCAUGGACGUUGAACCUCUAGUAUGACCCACGACACCUUUGUCGCACAUCCGCAUUCCCUCCCCACGCGAACCUCCUUCUUGCUUCGAGCUGGUGAUACCUCAUGAACCACCACUGCCAUCUACUCCGCCCGGCACAAUGAGCACCCCCUCCAUCUCCCGAAGCCACACGCCCGUACCCGAAGAGCAGACUCGCCAUCUUCCCCGCAUCCUCUGCCUCCACGGCGGCGGCACCACCGCCGAAAUCUUCCGCCUGCAAUCCCGCGCCCUCAUCAAACACCUCCCCGCCUUCCGCCUCGUCUUCGCCGACGGGCCCUUCUUCUGCGACCCCGGGCCAGGCGUCAUCCCCGUCUACCAAGACUGCGCGCCCUUUCGGCGCUGGCUGCGCUGGCUGCCCGAGCACGCACCAAUCGACAACGAGGCGGCGGUCGAAGAAGUCAAGUACGCGAUUGAGACGUGCAAAUCGGAAGACGAGGGCGACGGGCCGUGGGUGGGAUUGUUGGGAUUCAGCCAGGGCGCGAAGCUGGCGUCGAGUCUGCUGUACGAUCAGCAGAUUCUGGGCGAGAGGGGCUUGCCUGUUGAGACGGAGUACAAGUUUGCGGUGCUGUUGGCGGGCAGGCAUCCGUUGGUCAGUUUGGGGCCGUACAGUAAGAGCGCGGCUUGUGUGAGUGCGGGCGAUAUCAGUGAGGGGCAUGUGUUUGAUGGGGAGAGUCCGCAUGUGCUGCGCAUCCCGACUAUCCAUGUGCAUGGGUUGACGGAUCCGGGGCUGGACAAGCAUCGGAAGAUGAUGAGGCAGUAUCAUGAUGCGAAGACGGUGACGGUUCUUGAGUGGGACGGGGCGCAUCGCGUGCCGAUCAAGACGGCGGAUCUGGAGCCGAUCGUCAAGGAGAUCUAUCGGGUGGCGAGGGAGCAGGGUGUGAACGUUUGAGAGUCACUGUCAUCUGUGGGAUCUUGCCCUCUGGGCCACAUGGCCGACUAUCAUAUUACCCCCCUCGCGUCAUUGAGAUCCACGCGCGCUGGUGAUUAGCUGCACCAGACUCCGGAGCCUCGAGCCGCUCUCCUCGACACCGGCUCGACCUUGGACGAGCACGGACGACCAUGUUGCCUGGACGCGCCUUUCUGAGAGAGUUUCUCGAGCAAACGCUCGUUCGCGGCUAGCUGAAGAUCUUUGACCAUUUGCAGUUGAGGGCACCACGCAUAUGGCUCCGGGCAGGCCGUAUGGUCUUGCUAUAUGGUCACUGCCUUGCUGGAUCCCUUCGAGCAUGGCCUGCAGACAUAUGGCCUCGUGUGGGAAAGGCUAUCGAUCAUGCUGCGUCUAAAAUAUGAGGCAUCAUCCACCAUCAGACACAAUUGUGUAUGUUUAGAGAGUCUAUCGGUCUAGAUCCAAUCCAUUUCCCCGUCCUCUCG